Molecule: messenger RNA, 1245 nt
Organism: Monoraphidium neglectum
Lineage: Eukaryota; Viridiplantae; Chlorophyta; Chlorophyceae; Sphaeropleales; Selenastraceae
Product: Splicing factor 1
Exons: 8
Coding region: 1-1245 (414 amino acids)
Biological process (GO): regulation of mRNA splicing, via spliceosome
Cellular component (GO): nucleus
Molecular function (GO): mRNA binding
Source: RefSeq, a predicted model, not a curated record
AUGGAGGCUGAGGGCCAGCCUUUCCUUGGCGAUUCCGGGGCGGACGGGAACGGUGAUCCGAUCAUCGAGGCGCUGGCAGUGCCACCAGAGGGCGCGGACCAGGAAGGGGAGCAGCAGUUGCAAAACGGCACUGAAGGCCAUGACAGGGAGCCGGAGCAUGCAGCGGUGCCCGAGGCGGACAACGGCGUGCCCGCUGUGCUCGAGGGCGCCGUUGCUGCUGCGCCUGAUGUCGACAUGGAGGCAGAGCCCGCGGCGCCGUUGCCGGCGCCGGCCGACGCAGCAGCCGACACGCCUUUCGCCCUGCCGCCACCGGACGCCGGGGGCGCGGCCGCGGACGCAGCGCCCGCGCCGCUCCCCGCCGACGGCGCCGAGGCCGCGCCCGCCGCGCCCGCGGACGCCCCCGCUGGCGGCGCCACGGACGCGGGGCCGCGCAAGCGGCGCCACGUCUGGGGCCCGCCCGCCAAGGGCGAGUUCCUGACCCUGGAGGAGCUGCAGGCCCAAAAGAAAAAGAAGAAGAAGAGCCGGUGGGAGUCCACCGAGGACGACAUGCAGCUCGCGCUGGUGCCCGUCAAGAACGCCGCCAGCAACGCGCUCAUCAUCCCGGGCCAGAUCCCCAAGAAGGUUGUGGUGGCUGGCAUGGAGAUCACGCUGCCUGGCGGCACUGGCGGCGUGGGCCUGGGUAGUCGGGACCCCAAGGUGCUGGCGCUGCACGAGCAGCUGAAUGACAUCACGCGCAAGCUGGCUGUUGGGGACCUGGAUAUCCCGCCUGAGGGUGACCCGCGGCGCUCCCCCAGCCCAGAGCCCGUGUACGACAAGAGCGGGGUGCGCCUCAACACGCGAGAGAUCAGGGCGCGCAACAAGCUCAACGAGCGGCGGCAGCAGCUGAUGGAGGACAUCAUAAAGUCCGACCCGGACUACAGGCCGCCCGCGGACUACAAGCCCCGCAAGUUCAGCAGCAAGAUCUACAUCCCCAUCAAUGAAUACCCGGGGUACAACUUCAUAGGCCUGAUCAUCGGGCCGCGCGGCAACACCCAGAAGCGCAUGCAGACCGAGACCAACACCAAGAUCGCCAUCAGGGGCAAGGGCUCAGUCAAGGAGGGCAUAUCCCGUGACGUCAAGUAUGACUACGGGGAGGACGAGGAGCUGCACGUUCUCAUCACGGGGGACAACCAGCAGGACGGCCGCGGAGGGGCCGCAGGCCGCGCCCCAGAAAGCAGAGCCCUGCGCGCUCCGCUGCCCCCCUGA